AUGGACUCGGUGAAGUUCGUCGUGCCCACGAGGACGGCUGUAAUGUCACCGAUAAUCGAAACGAUCGUCAACUCAUGGAAGAUAAUAACAAAUGGCCCGCGAGACGCGGCUGAAAGGGAAAUCUAUUUGUCGGAGAUCAGAGGACCCGUCAUGCGCAUCGUCCUCGACUGGUGCGCCCGUCACGCGAAUGUGGUUACCGCAGAUGAGACAUCAUCGGUUCCAGAUCCCGGGACUGGGCUUUUCGACGUUUCCGAUUGGGAUAGUGCGUUUUUGAAGGCUCAUGAAGAUUAUCUCGUCGAUCUCAAGACAGCCGCAGCUGUUCUUCAACUCGACGGACUCGAGAAGGCAGUGUUGAAAGUAUUUUUUAACAUUCACUGGGAAUGGAGUAACAAGUAG
Molecule: messenger RNA, 396 nt
Organism: Copidosoma floridanum
Lineage: Eukaryota; Metazoa; Arthropoda; Insecta; Hymenoptera; Encyrtidae
Biological process (GO): ubiquitin-dependent protein catabolic process
Source: RefSeq, a predicted model, not a curated record